Molecule: messenger RNA, 2037 nt
Organism: Mycotypha africana
Lineage: Eukaryota; Fungi; Mucoromycota; Mucoromycetes; Mucorales; Mycotyphaceae
Exons: 1
Coding region: 1-2037 (678 amino acids)
Source: RefSeq, a predicted model, not a curated record
AUGCUCAAGACAGCAACGGAAAUUGAACAUAACAAAUCCAUAUUAUACCAGCAACGACAUCAUUAUGCCAAUAGCAGUAAUGUGGAUGACGAGGAAAUUCUAGAGGAUCUUUUACUCUAUGGCGAAGACGAAGAUGCUGGAGUGGAUGGAGAUCAUAGUAGCUGUAAUCAUAGUUUGAGUAGUAGCAGCCAUUACAGUCAAAAGUACCAACAUUAUCUCCAGCACAACCAUUACAUGUCCCCCGCGACAGCAGCAGCGUCUAGAAAGAGCAUCAACAGCAACAGAGAAAGAGAUGUACUAGCGUACGACACACGAAAUGAUACCUUACUGCUAGCGCAAUUCCUUGCUACCACUGGGCCAGAGGAAUACCAUCAUUACCGACAUUCGGAUAACGUCACUUACCAACAACAACUACCCGCACCCUCCGUUCCCAAAAAGCAACAACAACAACAACAACAACAACAGAAACAACCCUCGUCGUCGUCAAAGCGUACAUCCAAGAUUUUGAGUCGAUUCCGUAAUAAACGUAAAACGGUUGAUCAUAUCAAUCAAGAAGCCUUAACGCCACCUGUGCCUUCCCCUAUUGUACAAUCACGCCAUUUACCUACUAGAACAAAUCAUCUAGGAGGAUCCAACACCACGGGUUCAACAACAAAGAAAAAUUAUAUACCCUUACCCGUGUAUGAGCCACCGGUGCCACCCAUGCCACCCCUCUCUUCACCCUCGCCACCAGCAGCGUCAGCUCCACAACAGCAGCAGCAGCAACAGCAACAGCAACAGCAACAGCAACAACAUCAUCCCCCAUCCAACCAUCCUAAAAUCUCUUCCGACAGACAGCAAAAGAAGUAUUAUCAACAUUCUCAACGAAAACAACAACCACAACAACAGCAACCGUCCAUGUCGGGUACUGCUGCUGCAUCUUCCCUUUUACGUGAUUCUGGCAUUUAUAGUGAGACGCAUUCCGAAAAAGACGCUUCCGUUAUAACGUCUUAUACGAUGCAUACCGGUACUACAUCCUCCUCUGCCACAUCGCCAUCGACCCCACCUUCUAGCACUACUACUACUACUACUACUACUACUACAACAACCACAUUAGAUAGCACGCUAUCGCCAUCGCCGCCAAAUCAUUAUCAACCCUGUUUGUCCAGUAUGUUGUUGCUGAAUGAAUUUCCACAACCGCCACCCUCUCCUCCUAAACGUCAACAUCCUGUUGUCUUACGUACUGUCCCUGAAGCAGCGAAAAGAAGAUCUGUCCGCCUUCGUCAUGUUCAGGUACAAACAGAAGCCGGGGAUGCCUACAAAGACGACGACGACGAAGAAGAAGAAGAAGAAGAAGAGACAGCUACAUAUCAACACAAGCUGUUCAAUCAUCAAUCACACAUAAGUUGUCCUCAUUGUCGACAGCAGAUUACACCUUCCAUGGUCCAUACGGCUCCAUCUACGGAUAUGGACGUUGUUGACAGCCAUAGCACGCUUAACCUAAAUCGGUCUCCUUCUUGCCCACCGGGUCUAUCUUCUGGCCCCCUUCUCGUUUUACUUGAAGAAAAGAAGGAAGAGGAAGAGGAGGAGGAGAAGGAGGAGGAAGAAGAGGAAGACCAAGAGGACGUGUAUGAGGCAGUACCACCACAAGGACAACAAGUGAGUCCCUCCAAUAGCUUACAUAGCCAUACGACCCACACGAGCCGUUUGAGUCGACAUGAAGAGCAACAAAAGGUCUUGCUGGAUAUGAUUAUGAAGUUAAAGUCGCAAUUAGAAGAAGAGAAACAAUGUCGACUUGAACUAGAAAAGAAGUUUAUUCGACGCGUAUCAUUUAUUGCUGAUUACGAUAGAAUGGAUGAUGAUGAUGAUGAUGAUCAAGACAGUAAGAAGAGUAAUAAUAGUUUCAUCAGUGCUCAAGACCAUGAUGCUGAUGAAGAAGAAGAAGAAGUGAUGGUCGGGUGUCAAGAAGACGUUACGCCUCGAUACACACCAGGAGCAAUGAAGAGAGAAGAUUCAUUCUGGCUUCAUAACCGUGUUACAUUCUUACUACCUGAAUAA